AUGGAAGCAGGCAACAUCAGCAUCCAGGCCCUGGAUUACGUCCUCGGACAGGAUCUCGACGGCCUUGCCCAGCUCCGAGAAGGCCUGCAGUCUGCCCAAGGACCCGACCUGCACACCGACAUCCGCAAGCUCGUGCCGACGCAGGAAUACAAGGAAAUCGCGCUCGACAGUCUGCUCCUGGACGGAGAGACUGUGUAUCCUCUCACCCGCUACCUCAACUUCCUGCAGCACGCCCGGUGGAUCCUCCACGACUCGUUCAGCCACAUCUCCACUAUCAAGGCACGUCACCCUUCAGAGUCUGCGGCGUGGUGGAGCGCCCGCCUGUUGAUGGCCUGGCAACAGCUGCUGUCCGGACCCACAGCCACCAUUAAGGAUGCGCUGGCCCUUCGCUACCAGGAAUCUGCCGCCAGCUAUGUUGACUCGUACGCCCCUUGCCCUGCCGUCAAGGUCGAUUUAACCUGCUGA
Messenger RNA from Acanthamoeba castellanii str. Neff, 465 nucleotides. RefSeq lists its product as uncharacterized. The coding region runs from base 1 to 465 and encodes 154 amino acids. The transcript is spliced from 3 exons. The record is from RefSeq and is a predicted model, not a curated record. Lineage: Eukaryota; Discosea; Longamoebia; Acanthamoebidae.